Messenger RNA from Danio aesculapii, 1980 nucleotides. It is a transcript of the gene wasf3b, whose product is annotated as WASP family member 3b. Lineage: Eukaryota; Metazoa; Chordata; Actinopteri; Cypriniformes; Danionidae. Gene Ontology annotation, molecular function: Arp2/3 complex binding; actin binding; protein kinase A regulatory subunit binding. Bases 142 to 1587 code for a protein of 481 amino acids. The transcript has 9 exons. Gene Ontology annotation, cellular component: cytoskeleton. The record is from RefSeq and is a predicted model, not a curated record. Gene Ontology annotation, biological process: positive regulation of Arp2/3 complex-mediated actin nucleation; actin cytoskeleton organization.
GAUUGUUUGGAAUGGUCAGAUGGACCGAUGGAGACACAGGAUGGCAAUCCGGACCGCUGAAAGCCUGGACAUGUGAGCGAAUACAAUUCUCCACAAAAUUCACUUUUGGUAGCGUGCGCUGCGGCUGUGUAAGGGUCAGUCAUGCCGCUGGUGAAGAGAAACAUUGAGCCCAGGCACCUGUGCCGCGGGGUGUUACCGGAGGGCAUCGGCAGCGAGCUGGAGUGUGUGAUGAACAACACACUCUCUGCCAUCAUACGCCAGCUCAGCAGCCUCAGUAAACAUGCUGAAGACAUAUUCGGCGAGCUCUUCAACGAGGCAAACAUGUUCUAUUUGCGGGCGAACUCUCUGCAGGACCGCAUUGACCGUCUUGCCGUCAAGGUCACCCAGCUGGACUCCACCGUCGAGGAGGUCUCUCUGCAGGACAUAAACAUGAGGAAGGCGUUUAAGAGCUCUACUAUACAGGACCAGCAGGUGGUGUCCAAGAGCAGCGUUCCCAUUCCUGUGACUGAGAUGUACAAUCUGAGUGAUAAACCACCACCGCUUAAUAUUCUCACACCCUACAGAGAUGAUGAUAAAGAAGGGCUGAAGUUUUACACCGAUCCAUCCUACUUCUUUGACCUGUGGAAGGAGAAGAUGCUGCAGGACACCGAAGACAAGAGGAAAGAGAAGAGACGGCAGAAGGAGCAGAGGCGAUGUGUAGAUGGCACACUGCAGAGAGAGGUGAAGAAGGUGCGAAAGGCACGAAACCGCAGGCAGGAGUGGAACAUGAUGGCCUUCGAUAAGGAACUGAGACCUGACCUUCGACAUUCACACACUGUACACAGAGGAGGAUCCACAGAGGGCACCAUGUCCCCAGAGCACAGGUCUCACGGAGAUCAUGCAGAUCACGGUUAUCUGUCCAUGGCCAAUCACGUCGGUCAUGCCCACACCUACUCUGGGCCUCCUCCCAGUAUGGCAGCUCUGUCAGCUCAUACUCAGAUGAGCCUGGAUCAGGAUUACCGCAGCGGGUCAAUGGCGUAUCGUUCUGGGACUCUGGGUCGCCCACAUCAGGCUCCACCUCCUCCACCAGCAUCACACACCAUCAACGGCUCCAUGACCCUCCCACCUGUCGACUACAGUGUGGAUUACAUGAAUUCUGGUCAGCUGCCUCCACCACCAGCUGUUAUCCCAUCAGCACAGACUCCUUUUGCUAUGCCGCCCAUGGGAUCUGGCCCUCCUCCAGGACAUGCAGGGUCAAUGGGAGCAAUGGCUGGCUAUGCCCCACCCAUUCAACCUACCGCCGGACCAAUGGCUGCUCCUCCUCCACCAGUAGCCCCGCCCCCUCCACCCAGUGCCAUCCAAUCCAUCACUCCCAAACGGCCCUCUGUGCCUAAUGAGGCCCAGCCCAUAAGUGAUGCCCGCAGUGACCUGCUCGCAGCUAUAAGAAUGGGUAUCCAGCUGAAAAAAGUUCAAGAGCAACAGGAACAGCAGGCAAAACGAGAGCCGGUGGGCAAUGAUGUGGCUACUAUCUUGUCCCGGCGCAUAGCAGUGGAAUACAGUGACUCUGAGGAUGAAUCUGAGCUAGAGGACAAUGACUGGUCUGACUAACACUAUACUAAUGCAGUACACGCUUCACAGACACUCACUCAGUAACUUACAUGCCAAUGUUAACAUUGCAUUUCCCAUACACACCAUCAUUUUGUACUGUACGCAUUUUAAUAAAGGCAUGAUAGGCCGACUGUAUUACGGAAUACUAAAAUAGUCAGUCUUUUCCCACGUAUGAUGCUUUUUCCAUUUUUUCUAAAGAUUUCUAACGUAACACUUGUUAUUAAAUGAUAUGGACAUACUGUAUUUAGCGAAUAGCAAGUGGAAUGGAUUAAUACGCAUGUUGAGGUUGAAGUUUCUGCAUGAAAGUUUUGAUGUAUGUUAAGAGCCAUUGACGCCAGUACUUACAUUUGUGUGAACUGACUAGAGGUGUUUGAUUAAACGACCUAAAAUGUG